UAGUGUUUCUGAGCGACGCUAGCGUCGCUCCUCGUCAGUUUUAUGCAAGCUCUUCCCAUCUCUGUCUGCUCUCUGCCCUACAGCACCCGGUUCCAAAGACGUGGCCCCCCUAAGCGACGGAACCCAGCUAACCUCUCCUACCCCCAGCUGUCUCCCUGCAAUAACUGCACAGUUGCUGGAGGACUUUGGAACUGCCAGUCUGCUUCAAAGAAGGCUGAUUUCAUCUCAGCCUAUGCCUCCCUGCUCUCCCUUGAUUUCCUUGCCCUCACUGAGACAUGGAUCACCCCAGAGAACACUGCAACCCCUGCUGCCCUCUCCUCUUUCUUUUCAUUCUCCCACACUCCCCGACCAUCAGGCCGUGGUGGUGGCACUGGUCUUCUAAUCUCUCCCUCCUGGAAAUACUCAGCCCUACCUCUCUCUGACCUACCCCGAUUCAGUUUUGAAUACCAUUCUGUUUCAAUCACCUGUCCAACUAAUCUAUACAUUGUUGUCAUUUAUCGCCCCCCAGGUCCACUGGGAAACUUCAUCGAUGAGCUGGAUAUCCUACUCAGCUCUUUCCCUGAGGACGGCACCCCACUGAUCCUGCUUGGAGAUUUCAACCUCCACCUGGAAACAUCUCAGUCUUCAGCUGUCCUACAUCUCCUCCACUCCUUUGACCUCUCCCUACAGUCAUCCCCCCCUACCCACAAGGCGGGCAACCUCCUCGACCUGGUUUUUCUGAGGAAUAGCCCUUGCACCGAUAUCACUGUAACCCCUCUGCACACCUCUGACCACCACUUCGUUUCCUUCUCCCUCCCCCUUGCUCCCUCUCACCCACCUUCCUCCCCCACACCCACUGUAUCUGUCCGCCGCAAUCUCUGCUCCCUCUCAACCUCCUCUCUUGCUUCAUCUGUCACUGCUGCCCUCCCUCCUCUCGAAUCCUUCACUACCCUCCCCACUGAUUCUGCAUCCACCUCCCUACUUUCCUCCCUUACAUCUGCUCUUGACUCCCUCUGCCCCACUGUCUCUAGGCCAACACGUCCAUCUCCUCCCCGCCCGUGGAUGUCCAAUGCCAUACGCACCUCCAGGGUUGGACUCCGUGCAGCUGAGAGGAAGUGGAGGACAUCCAGAGAUGCUUCAGACCUCUCUGCCUACCAAUCCCUCCUUGCAGCAUUCUCCUCCACGGUGACUGCUGCCAAGGCAAUCUCACCCGAGAUUCUCCCAUUCAUCACCUCCCUGGUUAACUCCUCCCUGACAUCCGGCUGCUUCCCGUCAACCUUCAAGAAGGCCCUCAUCUCCCCCCUCCUGAAAAAGACUACACUAGACCCCUCCAUCAUUGGGAACUACAGACCGGUAUCUCUCCUUCCAUUUCUGUCAAAAACCAUUGAACGUGCUGCAUCAAAUCAACUCUCUGUGUUUCUUUCACAGAAUGAGCUCCUCGAUCCCCAUCAGUCUGGAUUCAGACCAGGCCACUCGACAGAGACCGCACUCCUCUCUGUCAACGAAGCUCUCCACGCAGCCCGAGCAGCCUCCCUCUCCUCCGUCUUAUUACUUCUGGACCUAUCGGCAGCCUUCGACACAGUCGACCACCCCACCCUCCUGUCCUCCCUAUCUGCAAUGGGGAUCUGUGGCACAGUCCUCAAUUGGAUUGAGUCUUACCUCUCAGAUCGCUCCUUCCAGGUAGCCUGGGCUGGUAAAGUAUCUGCGCCACACCCCCUCACCACCGGAGUCCCACAGGGCUCGGUCCUUGGUCCUCUCCUCUUCUCUCUCUACACCCAGUCCCUUGGCCCUGUCAUCACAGCUCAUGGUAUGUCUUACCAUUGCUAUGCUGAUGACACACAACUGUUUCUCUCCUUCCCACCCUCUGACACACAGGUCUCAGCCCGCAUCACUGCCUGCCUGAGUGAUAUUCAGAGCUGGAUGGUCCGCCACCAUCUCAAGCUCAAUCCAGGUAAGACAGAGCUCAUUUAUAUUCCGGCUCUUAACUCCCCUCUCUCUGAUCUCUCUAUCUCCCUAGGUAAUACCAUCCUCACACCAUCACCCUCAACUAGAAACCUUGGCGUGGUGAUGGACAACAGACUGUCCCUCACCGAGCACAUUUCAGCAGUGACACGUUCAUGCAGGUUCUUCCUGUAUAACAUCCGGAGGAUCCGCCCCUUCCUCACAACUUACUCGACCCAACUCCUCGUCCAGGCAGUGGUCCUGUCCCGCCUGGACUACUGUAACUCCCUGCUUGCUGGCCUCCCAGCAUCAUCUAUCAGACCCCUGCAACUCAUCCAGAACGCAGCAGCGCGUCUGGUCUUCAACCUCCCCAGACAUUCCCACGUUACCCCCCUGCUCACCACCCUCCACUGGCUCCCCGUGAUGGCUCGCAUCAAAUUUAAAACAUUAGUGCUUGCCUUCAAAGCAGCCAGGGGGUCAGCCCCUCCCUAUCUACGUCAACUCAUCAGACCCUACACCCCAGCUAGACCUCUCCGUUCUGCUGCCACAUGUCGCCUGGUCCCUGCCCCGGCUCGCACCAGCACCCGGUCACGCCUCCUGUCUGUUCUAGCCCCACGGUGGUGGAAUGACCUUCCUGUGCAAGUCAGAACAGCAGAGACCCUGGCCGUCUUCAAACGUAGACUGAAGACUCACCUCUUCAAGCUACAUCUCACCUCAUCACCCCCCACUACCCUCUAACAUCCAUUAAACCUCAACUGAGUAA
Anguilla rostrata (American eel) is the source of this 2683-nucleotide messenger RNA. RefSeq lists its product as uncharacterized. NCBI's taxonomy places the organism in Eukaryota, Metazoa, Chordata, Actinopteri, Anguilliformes, Anguillidae. Gene Ontology annotation, molecular function: catalytic activity. The coding region runs from base 43 to 2658 and encodes 871 amino acids. The record is from RefSeq and is a predicted model, not a curated record. The transcript has 2 exons.